CAAAGAGAGCAUCGUUCGAAACCGUGGUUCUUCUUCGAUCAUCUGAUGGUUAGUUGUACUGAACUUUUUCACUAAAUGGAAGUAGAAUGACAUGAUAUCACCAAGCUGCCCAAUAAUUAUGGACGCGACAAGUACCGCAUCGUCAUAUAAUACGAAAGAGAGAAAUGAUCACUCAAAGCUUAUGUGUAACAAUAUGGAAAAUUGUAAGGAUGAAUUAACUGAAAACGAAAUUUUGGAAGAAUCAAAUCAGGAUCCAGAAGACGAAGAUACUCUUUCUGAUGACAGCUUACGGUUAAGAUUCUCAGAUGAUGAAGCUGACGUUAGUGACACUGUUUCAUCAAUUAAACCAGCUGCACCAUGUAUUAGUUCUGAACAAAUUACUUCUCAGGAUACAACUACGGGCUUGCCCAAUUCAACUAAGAAAAUUCCACUUGAUGCGACAGUAGAAUCAACGUAUAACUCAUGCGAAUCUGCUGUUAAGACAGAAUUUCUGAAGUCAAACGAAAAAAAUGAAAUUUUAGAUGAAGUACACGACAGAAGUGAAAAUAAUAAGAAGAAAAUGUGGCGAGGUGGAAACCGAAAAUUGCAUUCUCUCAAUAAUACCAUUCAGACAAAUAAACGCCCCUUUUCGGGUCAUUCUUUCCAAUCACGGUACUAUCCCAAUAAUUCGAAUGUCCAUAGGAGUGACUUUUAUUUCAAUAAUCAUCACAAUUUUGGAAGACCAUCGGGAUUUCGAAAACAUGGAAACCAUUGGAAAAAGUCGAAGGGAAAGUGUGUUCCUCGUAGUUCUCGGCAGGUACAAAAAAAAGCAGUCAAAGAAGAGGUGGCCAAUUUUGAACUUCAGUUAGGGUCAAAAUUGAAUGUGAACAUUAAACUUUCUCCAUCAGAUCAGUCUUCUGCUCUUUCUGACUCUGUGGAACAAGCACCUCUUGAAGUCGAUGCUAGCAACAGUAGCACAAAUUCACCCGAAGCUAUCCCAUCCUCUGAUCUAAAAUCCAAAGAACGAUUACAAAUUCCUAUUAUCAGUAACAAUGAUACAUUGUCUAUUGUUAAUGAUGAACUAUCCAAGGAGUGCAGUCACCUAAAUCUCGAUCAAGUUUCAUCUAAUGGCAGUGGAAGUCUGGAAAAUGCUGAUAAAAUUUACACUAACUUGGUAACCAAUCAAAAUUCAACCAGCUACAACUGUGAUUUAAGCUUUGCUUCUGACGACUGGUUGAAUGAACAUAUUGCUCCUGACCGUGAACACCUGCAGGCUACAGAGAAUUUCUCAACAUCGUCAAGCCAGGAUAGUUCUGAUUUUAAACGUGCUACAUCAUCAUUGUCCCUUGAGAAUAUCGAGUCCACAGCUUCUUCUGAGCCAAAGAAUGCUAUUACUAUGGGUGAUGAGACUUUGGCCCAAAAUAACAAUCUUGAUUCUUCUGACUCAUUAAAAGAGACAGUUAAACUGGACAUGGGUAACAAACUGCUUGAAAUGAAGUCGCAUAGUGAUGUUGGAGCAGAUGCACCCGGUGACAUUCAAAAAGAAGUUGAGACCAAUAGCCAUGCAUAUGAAACAGUCGAACAAACAAAUGAAAUUGGUGAUUCUUUGAAGUUACCCACAACUGAUGAGCCUAAUGCAACCUCUAGCAAAUUAUGGGACCCAGAGAAACAGUCAAACACGGAGCAAAUGCUAGAACAGCAAAAGAAAGAGAGUAUUGGAACUGAGGAGCUAGUAACAAGUGAAGUGGUUAACAGUGGUGAAAAGCAAGAGCCAGAUAAUAAGGAUGAUGUGAAAAAUGAAGAGGAAAAAAAAGAUGAUACUUCGUUGUCCAAUGAACAGGAAGUGACUGAGCAAGCCUCAGAAAAAGUUGUGAAAGAAGCGGAAAGUAGUGAAUAUAGGAACAAUCAAUGUGAAAUUAGUGCUCCAGCCAAAAAUAAAAGAAAAUCUAGUUCAGCCAAAAAGAAAACUGAGUUAGUUGAACGUGUUUUACGAAAAACAAAAACAUUAAAGAGCAAUGAAAAAACAGUUAGGAAUCAAUUGGCCCAUAGUGAAUCUAAUGACGAAUCAGGUAACCCUGACCGAAAUUCAACAGAAAAAAACUCAUCAAAACUUAAAGAUAAUCCACAGUUAGAACCAGUGCUGGUUAUGAAACGUAGUUUGACAGACACUGAAAAGGAAAACGAUAAAGCGUGUCAUAAAAAAAUGAAAAUUGUUCCUGACUCAAAUUCAGAUAUUUCUGUGGAGCAACUCAGAAGUCAAACCACAGUUACAUCGCCUAUUGAAGAAUUACAUCCUUCGUCUGUGGAAAAAACUAAUGAAUCACCGAAAUCUCUCUGUUAUGUACGAAAAUUUUUCCAAAGAGAUGUGAAGGGCAAGUUGACAAAAUUGAAACGUGAGGAAUUGGAAGAACUUAUAAUACAAAAAUUGGUAGAAACUCUAACAAUGCGAAGUGAAAUUGGAAGGUUACGAGAACAGGCACGAAUAUCGGAACGCAAUCAAGAAGCCACUCGUAUUCGCUGUCAACAGUUGUCAAAGCAAAUAAAGGAUUUUGACAUGGUCCUCACUCGCAAUGCUGCUGACCGUCGGGCUAACAAUGACAAGCCUAUGCCACCCAUAAAAAUUAACAGAUCUGUUGGACUGCAAGUGAAUUUCAUAUCGGAACAAGGUAUCCAGAAUUUGAGGUCUUUAUCUUCUAAUAAUGUUUCCAAGAGCAAUGUGCCAAAUCCUGCCACUGUGAACGGAGGUAAUAAACUGGCUAAGCCUGAAAACAACAAGAAUGCAACAGUCCCACGACGUGGUAUUAAAAUACGAUCCCCUCGAAGGAUAGAAGUCACCAAAAAUGUUCCAAUACCAAUUCAACCUCAAAUAUCCACUGCUAUGCCAAAAGCUCUUGUUCAGCCGAAACCAGUCGACACUUCACCCAAGUUAUCAGUUGCUAAUAACAACAAAGAACAGGUUUUGCCAAGUGCAAUUUCUCCACAACCAACUGCCGCCAAAAUGAAAAAUAUUGUAGUAAACGGAAAGAUAUCAAAUCACACAAACCGGCAGUCAACAUUACCGAACACUCAGAGUACUGUCUCUAGUGAUCUGAUUGAUCUCACAGAAGAAGAGGACAAAAAUAAACCAAUUAGUGGUACUAUAUCAGGUGUACUUCCAAUGGUUGCAACAAUUACAUCUUCCAUUGGACCAAAGGUUCCCCAUACCAGAUAUCAAAGGGUUGUACAAACUGCAUUAUCUCCGAAUGUUGCGAUCACCACACAGGCUGCCAACAUCGGAGUAGUACAGUCUGUUAGUCAACCAACGCCGACCGCUCUUGUUAAUAACAUUAAUGCAACAAGAUUGGCGUAUGUAAUGCAAGGAAGUUCGGGAGCUGGAAGGCAGUUACUGAUAGCACCAAAUCCAAACCAGGUACGGCCAGUAACAUCCACCACACGGGGCCAGUUUGCAAAUUUUACCUACAAGGCUGGGGCAUCAACAUUGGCCAAUGGUACUGUCAGAGUACUAACUACAGCAGCUACAACGAUUCCACCUUCGAAUCCACCACCUGCACCCUUGCCAGAGACGCCACACUAUCCACACAAAAAUGGAUGGAAGCUACCUCCUCCGCCUCCGUCUCUAAAAAUAUCAAAAGUUACACAAGGUAUUGUCUUAUCGUGGAAUAUGGCACAGUCAGAUAACUAUGCAGAUAUUGCAAGUUAUCAACUCUAUGCAUACCAAGAGAUACCUGGAACUGCACCAAACUCAAAUCUGUGGAAAAAAGUGGGUGAUGUAAGGGCGCUACCACUUCCAAUGGCAUGCACACUCAAGGAGUUCACUCCAGGCAACAAUUAUCACUUUGCUGUAAGAGCAGUAGAUAGACAUUCCAGAUUUGGUCAAUACAGUGUACCCCGUAACAUUUCUUUAUAAUAGU
Diprion similis is the source of this 3890-nucleotide messenger RNA. RefSeq names its product activating transcription factor 7-interacting protein 1 (gene wde). Gene Ontology annotation, biological process: regulation of DNA-templated transcription. Gene Ontology annotation, cellular component: transcription regulator complex; nucleus. Gene Ontology annotation, molecular function: transcription coregulator activity; protein binding. Bases 92 to 3886 code for a protein of 1264 amino acids. The transcript is spliced from 12 exons. NCBI's taxonomy places the organism in Eukaryota, Metazoa, Arthropoda, Insecta, Hymenoptera, Diprionidae. The record is from RefSeq and is a predicted model, not a curated record.